Schizophyllum commune H4-8 is the source of this 1056-nucleotide messenger RNA. RefSeq lists its product as uncharacterized. The transcript is spliced from 4 exons. Bases 1 to 1056 code for a protein of 351 amino acids. Gene Ontology annotation, cellular component: RNA polymerase I complex. Gene Ontology annotation, biological process: DNA-templated transcription initiation. NCBI's taxonomy places the organism in Eukaryota, Fungi, Basidiomycota, Agaricomycetes, Agaricales, Schizophyllaceae. The record is from RefSeq and is a predicted model, not a curated record.
AUGGCCCCCGCGACUGACAAGAAGCGCAAGCACGCCGCAGAAAAUACCUCCCCACACAAAAAGGCGAAGAAGGAUGAGCCACCCAAGAAGGACAAGGGCAAGGCGCGCGCCACUCCCGCCGACUCUGAGUUCCAAGUCGUCAAGGCUUCCCUCGUCAUCUCCAUCCCUCCCGCUUUCACUGCCGACCCUUCGCGAGGUGCGCUUGAGAUGCUAGACUCGAUGGUCAUGAGAUACAUACCAGCCUUCCAAGGCGUCGUCCUCUCUCACUCCCACCUCGAAUUCCUCUCCCGCGCUGCCCAAAUCCGUAAUGAAUGUCCCUUCCUCGUCUGCAAGAUUGGCUUCAGCGCCACCGUGUGGCACCCGCAUAUAGGGCAGAAGCUAGUUGGCAAGAUCAACCUGUCAUCUCCCGACCACAUAUCCCUCCUCCUCCACCGCACCUUCAACGUCUCCAUCCCACGUCGACAUAUACCCGAAGGCCAAUGGGAGUUUGAGUACGGCGCUGCAGAGAACGAUCCCGAAUUUGGCCCCGCUGCUGCAGAUGUAGAAGCGGACGAAGACGAGAAACCAGUCGAAAGUGACACGGGAGGCCGAUGGGUGCAUCAUCUGACGCGCGAGCCAUUGGGCGGAGACGCGAAGUAUCUAUCCUUCACCGUCAUUGGCUUGACCAUUGCAAACGACAUGCUAUCACUCAUCGGCUCCAUACAACCAGACCCUUUCGAUCCUCGCCACGAUGCCGCCCCUUCGCGAUCACAAGAAGUCGAAGACGAGGAGGAGGAUAUUUCCGCGGCACCGUUACGCGCUUCCCCAUCUGACGAUGAGGACGCCGGCGUAGCGAAGGUGGACCGGGAAGAGGAGGAAGAUGCCGAAGGUCUCUUACAGAAGCUGGGUCGGGAGGCCGACAAGGUCGCGGCCAAAGCAGCCAAGAAGGAGAAGAGAAAGAAGGACGGGGAGAGCAAGAAGGAGAAGAAGCGGAGACGCGAGACGGAGGCCGCACCAGAGGCAGCGCCUCAACCAGUUGAAGGGAAGAAGAAGCGGAGGAAAGGAUCAGCCUUAUGA